This is a messenger RNA of Aspergillus puulaauensis, 1788 nucleotides long. Its product is annotated as Clr5 domain-containing protein. The coding region runs from base 1 to 1788 and encodes 595 amino acids. Lineage: Eukaryota; Fungi; Ascomycota; Eurotiomycetes; Eurotiales; Aspergillaceae. The record is from RefSeq and is a predicted model, not a curated record. The transcript is spliced from 2 exons.
AUGGUCUACGAUUGGGACGGGAAACGCGAAAUAUGCUAUCAGAUGUACAUCAAAGAUAGGAAAGCUUUGGAAGAAAUUAUGGAGUACAUGAGGGAUGUGUACCAAUUCUCUCCGAGUAAACGCGCUUUCCAAACGCAAUUUAAACGAUGGGGAUUUCCUUCAAAACAAAAUCCAGCACAUAAAAACCUGCAGCUCGUGACCCGCGUUAAGCAACUUUGGGAGACAAAUACUAGCCAGCGAGACAUGCUUCGGGUCCUGAAUGAAGAAGGGUUUCAAAUAAAAGAGCGCGAAUUGAUGAGAGUGCGAGCAAAAAAUCGCUGGUUACUUCGAGUUCCGAAUGGGGUGAAAGCACAACAGGCUGUGCUGAGUUCCGCUCAAAUACCCGAAGAUGACGGCCUACUGGCGUUACAGCAGGAAGUAUACAAAAGUCCAGAUUCAUAUAAUGAGCCGGAAACUUUCCAGACCGAACCCGCUAUCUCACCCAAUCAGUCCCCGGGUUUGUCACCUGAGGUUGUGGCCAAGCGCAAGGAGCGGCUCGAUCGAUUGAAAGCAGAGAGUGCAGAACGUUGGGCCGCUAGGAAGCGACGUCGACGCACGAGGGGAUGGGCUGGAUUACCGGCCGACCCGCCUGGUCCGCCACGUUUCCCCUCUGAGACCACUAUUGACGAAAGCAAAAGGUAUCUAGACCUUGACAAUGUGGGUUACCGUCAAAUCAGAGAUCGGUUUCAGAACAUCUGCGAGAAGGCGGGCUUCAUUAAGAAGACAAUUGCCGGGCCUGAGAAAUGGCAAGAGGCGAAGAAUACAUUAAUCCAAGAGUCCGAACACCUUCAGCGUGUUUUUUGGGAGGACCCCAACCAACUCGAGGCCAAAUCGCUUGCUCUUGAUGUCGUUUGCACCGAUGUUACCAAGAGAAUGAGGACUUUGGAACGGCGCAUGACCAUUGCCGAGGCCAAGAAUGCACUGGGAGUUAACCCCGAAGAGAGCCGUCAAAUACGCAACGCGUUCUACAAUACCCUGAAAAAUGACCAUUUUACGAGUAAACUGGAGGCGGGUGAUGAGCACUGGAAGGAGCUUAAGGAGCAGUGGAUUGGGGAAUCAGAGCUGCUUCAACGCAUUCUUGCUCCGGGGCCUGUAGACCCUGAGAAUGGCACAAAGUUGAGAGCUAUGGAAGUAUUGUGUCGCGAUGUGAUGAAGCGUCUUCGGGAUGAUCAAACAAAACGAGACCCUUCGCGUAGGCGAAAGGUCACUCCCACUAACAUUCAUGUUUCUGACACGGGAAACACUGGUAUUGUUGAGCCGUUUGAAGGUGAUUUCUCAAACGGGAUCAGUACACUUGCUUCACAGGCUCUCGCCAGCGCGCCGAUAUCAUCUGGUGACUUAACUGAUAUACAAAUCGAUCCAUCACUUCUACAAGCUGCUAAUGAUACGUCAUUCACCGCCUCUGCGCACCCUGAUUCCAGCAAUACUUUCGGUUAUGUGGACCCUAUGUUAGAUUCAUCUAUUACUAUGCCUAUUCCAGUCUAUCUUAGUAUCAGCCCUGAGAGCGAAUUGCAUGCGGGCUCAAAACCCUGGCUUGAUAAAUUAUCAACCAGGUCAAUCACCGAACUAAGGCAGCUGGUUUCUGCCAAAUUCCCUGCCUCUGCUGUUGUCAGAGUCGAGGCUUUUGAUGGAGAUGCAAAUGGAAAUAACAUGGCAUUUGUGGUAGAUGAUGAUGAUGAACUAUAUGGGUAUCUAAACCACACACAAGGAAGAAAGGCAUCGUUUGCCUUUUGUUUGAGUCAUGGAUAG